Anolis sagrei ordinatus is the source of this 1580-nucleotide messenger RNA. The record is from RefSeq and is a predicted model, not a curated record. Lineage: Eukaryota; Metazoa; Chordata; Lepidosauria; Squamata; Anolidae.
AUGGGUAUCAUAGGCCGUGGAAAGAAUUGUGAAGGAGUCCUUGUGGCCUCAUGUGACAAUGGCUGGAGGGAGCAGAAACGAUUCUGUGUCUCCAACCUGAAAAGAUUUGGAAUGGGGAAGAAAACACUUGAAAAGAGAGUGUGUGAAGAAGCUGGAUAUUUGUGUGCUGAGUUGAAAUCUCAAGAAGGUUUUCCUUUUGACCCACAUGACUUCAUCUACACUGCAGUGGGCAAUAUUAUCUGUACAUUAGUACUUGGUGAUCGCUUUGAAUAUCACAGUAAAAAAUUCCUGGCGCUUAUGCAUUCGACUGAAGGGAUCAUAAAGGCAGCAUCCAAUAACUUGUCUCUGCUCUGCCCACUCCUCUCUCCCUCUCUCCCCUCUCUCAUGGCUCGCCUUCCUUGGGCAGCUCUUCUUCCCUCUUCUUAUCUCCGGGGGCUCCCUUUGGCAGAAAAUAUACUUAUGUACAUUUUUUCCCUUUCAUUGAUCUAUCAGUUUAUUAUUUAUAUAUCCUGGUUUUCCUAUCUUCCUGGACCUCAACAAAAAAUUAAGAAAGACUGGGAUGAUUUCAAUACAAUUAUAAAAGAGAUUGUGAAUGAACAUAAGAAAACAAGAGGUCCCAACAAUCCAAGAGGUUUGAUUGAUGCCUUUUUGGAGGAGAUUGAAAAGGCCGAAGGGAACACAGAGACCAGUUUCAAUGAACAAAACCUCAUUCAAGUUCUUCUUGACCUAAUUGCGGCAAACACUCAAGCCACAACUGCCACCCUCACCUGGGGGCUUAUUUUCAUGGUCCUUCAUCCUGAAGUUCAAAAAAGAGUCCAUGAAGAAAUUGAUACAGUGAUUGGCGGAGUGAAAUCAAUCACGAUGAAGGACCAGUCAAAUCUACCAUAUACUACCGCUGUAAUCCACGAAAUUCAGCGUUAUGCUGAUGUUACACCAGUUAUAUUUCCUUAUGUGGCAUGCAAUGAUACUGAAGUUGGAGGGUUUGUCAUCCCUAAGGAGACUCUGGUCAUUAAUCACUUGUCUUCUGUGCUGAAGGAUGAAACUAUGUGGGAGAAGCCACAUGAAUUUUACCCAGAGCAUUUCCUUGAUGCAAAUGGACAGUUUGUCAAGCGAGAGGCCUUCCUCCCUUUUUCUCUAGGUCGCCAUGCUUGCCUUGGAGAGCCUUUGGCUAAAAUUGAGCUCUUCAUCUUCUUCACUAGCCUCAUGCAACGUUUUACUUUUCGCAUUCCUGAAAACGCCCCUAGACCCUCAGAGGAAAGGAGAUUUGCCUUGGUAGUCUUCCCAUUACCAUUCCAGAUCUUUGCAUUUCCCAGAUAAUGGUCGAGAUCCUGUGAUGUUGCAUGUAGCACAAUAUUUUGGCACAUGGAAUUACCCUACAGCUUCCCUAUCACCAGCCCCAAGACUCACCCUGCCAUUCUCAUAUACCUUCCCCAGCUAUUCCAUUAUUGGGAAAGAAUGGGGAGGAUCUGAGAAGCACUUGGCAAUGUUCCCAUUGCUAGAUUCAAGGAAAUCUUAUGCUAAACUCCGCAGAGUUUUUGUGGACCCCCUGAUGCAGAUGAUGCCAUCCCUUUGCAUCUGGC